Hemibagrus wyckioides is the source of this 4570-nucleotide messenger RNA. Its product is annotated as transmembrane protease serine 6. Gene Ontology annotation, biological process: proteolysis. The record is from RefSeq and is a predicted model, not a curated record. The transcript is spliced from 18 exons. NCBI's taxonomy places the organism in Eukaryota, Metazoa, Chordata, Actinopteri, Siluriformes, Bagridae. The coding region runs from base 335 to 2761 and encodes 808 amino acids. Gene Ontology annotation, molecular function: protein binding; serine-type endopeptidase activity.
GCUCUUAGUGUUUUUGUCCGGUAUUUAAAUUAAAUGCAAAACAGUAACAGGGACAAAUCAGCAGCCAGGACAUGGUUUAAGAGCAACAAGAGGAUAUUGAUUCAUGGCAAACUUUGGAUUUGUAAAUAAAAGGGAAACAGGGGCUGCUUUUCUGGUGCACGGAGGUCAUUAGGCCUGCUCACAUGUCUGGACGCAGGUGGAACUGUAGCAUGGGGAAUUAUCUUGAGUGAUAUCUUGUUUUUUAUUUCACAGCAACACUCAGGAUUGAGUGACUAUUGUUGUGUGUGGUUUUUUUUAGAAAUGCAUCAAGUAGACACAUCAGUCCUGUAGUGUUAUGGAGCACAAGAAUAAAGAGAACGCGGUGUACUGCGUGGAGUAUGGAAAUGGAAAUGUGGCAAGUCCUGUCAUGCAAGCAGGCUCUGAUAACAUCCUCAUGUCAACAUUCACGUAUAAGAUGGUCUCACAGCGAGCUAUUGCCCUGAUCGUCAUCUUCAUUCUUCUGAUCCUGGCUGGAGGUUCAGCGCUGGCCUGGUAUUUUCUAGAGUACAGAGUGUGGGUCUUAGAGGUACGAGUGGAGCAGCAGUAUAUAGGACAGAUUUCUAUCUUAAACAGGAACUUCUCCACCGCUCUUUCUUCACACACCAGUCGAGUGUUCCGGGAGGAAGCUCGCAUUAUGGAAGCCAUGCUUGAGAAGCUUGUGAAGUCCUCUAAUUUGUCUCACUAUUUCAAAUCCACAACCGUGUUUGGUUUUAGUGAGGGCAGUGUAGUGGCGCACUUCUGGUUCAUUCUCUCCAUUCCUGAGAGUCAUGUCGGGAAGGUCACCAUGCAGAAGGUCAAUGAGAGUUUACUGGGAACCCUGCAGAGCUUUCGCGAGACGGGUGUUAAAGAUACUGUUAACUUGGAGGGAUACCUCCUUCUUGUGUCCUCAUUAUCCUUAUCAGAAACCCAGCCCAAAGUUAUAGAUUUUUUGCAAGCCUCAUUUGAUUGCUACCGGUAUCAGUCGGUGUCUGACAGCAUUCCUGUUGUUCUGAAGGGUCCAAACACCCAGCGCUCGUCGUGUCUAUGGCACCUGAAAGCCCCUGAAGGCUCCCAGUUGGAGCUGAGGGUGGAAUGGCUGCUACCUGAGUGUCGAGACCGGCUGGCCGUCUAUGACUCGAUUGCCCCUGCUGACUCCUCACUCAUCACAUCUCUGUAUGGCUGUAGCAGGCAUGAGCAGCUGGUGCAGGUUUUAUCCUCUGCUGAUUGGAUGACGGUGGUGUGGAAACAGGGCCAAUACAACUAUAAAGACCCGUUCUCUCUCUCCGCUCAGGCUUGGCCCAAAAAGAAUUGCUCUUACAUCAUCAACUUGGAAAGAAAGGAAGGGGUUCAGGGGAGCUUUCGAACCCCAUUCUACCCCAGCUACUAUCCACCUAAUACCAACUGCACCUGGCAGUUCACUAUCCCCUCAUCAGAGUAUGGACUGACCCUGGAGUUUGAGGGCUAUGAGCUGAGUAGAGCCAGUUAUAACCACAACUGUACACAAGGCCAGUGGCUUAUUCAGAACCGCAGAAUGUGUGGUACCAGGGCUCUGCAGCCGUACGCUGAGCGACUCUACCUCCGUUCCUCCACUACCACCGUUUCCAUGACGUCAGAGGUGUCACUCACAGGGCCUGGCCUCCAAAUCCAUUACAGCAUCUUCAACCAAUCAGAUCCCUGUCCUGAUCAGUUCCUGUGCAGUGUCAAUGGCCUGUGUGUGUCUGCGUGUGAUGGGAUCUCAGACUGUCCUAAUGGUCUGGAUGAGAGAAACUGUGUGUGUAUUGCUAAGUACCGCUGUCUCAGGGACAGUCAGUGUGUAGACUACUACAAGUUGUGUGACCAGCAUGAGGACUGCACUGACGGAAGCGAUGAAGAGAACUGCACAAUGGGAGUUCCUUGUACUGAUAAGACUUACAUGUGUGCUGAUGGCACCUGUUUGAAGAAGCAGAAUCCUGCUUGUGAUUUUAUCACAGACUGUCCUGAUGGUUCUGAUGAGAAACAUUGCGAUUGCGGUCUGCGUCAGUUCAGUACCCGAGUGGUGGGCGGAGUCAAUGCAACAGAGGGGGAGUGGCCAUGGCAGGCCAGCCUGCAGAUCAGUGGGCAGCAUAUCUGUGGUGGAGUGUUAAUCUCCUCCCAGUGGGUGGUGUCUGCAGCACACUGCUUUAACGAUGAUCGUCUGUACUCGCCUUCCAUAUGGACGGUGUAUGUAGGUAAACUGCGUCUGCGUACCUCCACUCGGACUGAAGAAGCUCUCCGUGUGACUCAAAUCCACCUGCACCAGUACUACGAUGACGAGCUCCACGACUACGACCUGGCACUGCUUAGGCUUGAGAGACCCGUCUCAGCAGGCACACUGGCACUGCCUGUCUGCCUGCCCGAACCCACACACCAGCUGGAGCCUGGUCUGCUCUGCUGGGUCACAGGCUGGGGGGCGCUCCGAGAAGGAGGUGGCAUAAGCGACAUCCUGCAGAAGGUUGAUGUGCAUCUGGUCAGCGAGGAGGCUUGUGUCCGUUCCUAUGGAUACAUUGUCACUCCCAGAAUGCUGUGUGCUGGUUAUCGGCGUGGAGGAAAAGAUGCAUGUCAAGGGGACUCUGGAGGACCGCUGGUUUGUCAGGAGACAUCCGGUCGCUGGUUUUUGGCCGGUGUAGUGAGCUGGGGCCGUGGCUGUGGCCGAGCUGAUUAUUAUGGUGUUUACACACGCAUCACCAAACUCUCCUCAUGGAUCAAACAACUCAUCGCAUCCUGACAUGCAGGACACACUGAUCCUAUUCUCAGCCAGGAGCUGCUGUCAGCUUGUCCUAGACUAGAGUGGUGUGUAGGUAUGUAAGUUCAGAGAAGAAACAGGUAUGAGCUCUAGAAGAGUUAUGCUGCAAUGAUGAAGUCUAAUUUUAACAUUAGGGUUCAUUAUUGUUCAUUACAACACUGCAAAAAAGUGAAAAUAUCCUGCAAAUUGUCAGAUUUAUCUAGUUACUGGUAUUUCCCAUUACAAGAUUACAAUAAUCUAAAUACACUAAUCAGGCAUAACAUUAUGACCACUGGCAGCUGAAGUGAAUAAGACUGAUUAUCUCCUCAUCAUGGCACCUGUUAGUGGGUGGGAUAUAUUAGGCAGCAAGUCAACAUUUUGUCCUCAAAGGUGAUGUGUUAGAAGCAGGAAAAAUGGGCAAGCGUAAGGAUUUGAGCGAGUUUGAGGAAGGGCCAAAUUGUGAUGGCUAGACCACUGACAAUCAACCAAUCAGUACUGCAAAUCAUCAUCACCUAUGUGGGAGGAGGUUGCCUAGGUAGGCAGUUGUGUAUUUGCUUCACAGAGAAAUUGAAACCGCUGCAUAAAACCCAGUCAGAUUGGCUGGGGUUUUUUUUGUCAUAAGUUACUGUAUAUUAUAGAAAAUAUUAUGACACAUACGACACAAUGAUUUGAGCAAAAUUGUGAUGGCUAGACGACUGGAUCAGAGCAUCUCCAAAACUGCAGCUCUUGUGGGGUGUUCCCGGUCUGCAGUGGUCAGUAUCUAUCAAAAGUGGUCCAAGGAAGGAACAGUGGUGAACCGGAGACAGGGUCAUGGGCAGCCAAGGCUCAUUAAUGAAUGUGGGGAGAGAAGGCUGGCCCGUGUGAUCCGAUCCAACAGACAAGCUACUGUUGCUCAAAGUUAAUGCUGGUUCUGAUAGAAAGGUGUCAGAAUACACAGUGCAGGAUAGGUCAGGGCUGUUUUGGCAGCUAAAGGGGGACCAACACAAUAUUAGGCAAGCGGUCAUAAUGUUAUGCCUGGUCAGUGUAUAAAAUGAUUAAAUGUUUAUUUUUCGACCCUUUAAUGCUCUUGUUUUAUUGGCAAAUAUUUUUUUAAUAUAAAAUUUCAGCAUUAAAGAUAAACAUUCAGCAACAGAAUCAUAAAAUUUAAAGCACAGUACAACCAAAGUGAUAUAAUUUUAUAUUUAUCUAAAUCAGAAAUGAGAUAAAUUAGACAUAUUUGCAUACAUUCAAGAUAUUUUCAUUUGCUAUGAUGUUUUUUUGUUGUUGUUUUUUGCAGUGUAGAUGAGAUCCAGAGUGUGUGUCAUAGAUUGUAAUGAAGAACAGAAAGAAACGCUCUACAGUGUGAGAGCUAGAGGGGAGAUAGUAUUUAUAGCUUAGGGCAGCUCAAUCUGGAAGGCUGGUAACUACAGAAGAAACUUUCACUAUGGUUUCGGUUUUGUUCACCAUGUUAACAAAACCACAUACAUAUUCUGCAAGAAAAUGUCUCGUUAUCACACGGAACCUUUUUUUUUUCCUUCUUGUGAAUGUCCAUCAUGUUUGCUGAAGUAUAUAUUUUGGAUAUAUUUUGGCAUGAGCAUUUGGCCAUUAUAACAGGUUAUAAAAUUCUCUAAAUAUCUUUCAAAUUCUAACUAUAUUUUUUAUAUAUGAAUUUUCAAAACAAUUUAAAAUUGCAGACAAACAAACAGCAAAAACAAGCUUGUUCUCAGGUUGUAGGUUGCUGUGAGGCAGAUUUUAUUUAUUAUCCAUUCACAUUCUGUAAGAUAUUUUUUAUAUUUGCGCAUUCAUUUCCUAAUAAAGUCAUACAUUGUUUUU